This is a messenger RNA of Leptomonas pyrrhocoris, 3543 nucleotides long. Its product is annotated as putative aminophospholipid translocase. Gene Ontology annotation, biological process: phospholipid translocation; retrograde vesicle-mediated transport, Golgi to endoplasmic reticulum; endocytosis. Gene Ontology annotation, cellular component: endosome; trans-Golgi network; plasma membrane. Lineage: Eukaryota; Euglenozoa; Kinetoplastea; Trypanosomatida; Trypanosomatidae. The transcript has a single exon. Gene Ontology annotation, molecular function: ATP hydrolysis activity; ATPase-coupled intramembrane lipid carrier activity; ATP binding. The record is from RefSeq and is a predicted model, not a curated record. The coding region runs from base 1 to 3543 and encodes 1180 amino acids.
AUGCGCGGACGGCGACGUCGUACUCUUAGUAGUGAGAUGCGCCGCAUCCGUUACAAUGCCCUGAGCAGCAGCGACAACGAUGCAGCGCGGAGCAACGAGGGGAACCCGUCCGUCUCGUCGAGCGGCAUCCAUACAUCCCUCACAGGGCAGGACCUGGGCGGUCGAUCAGACGUCGUGGUGAGCGCGCCGGCCUUCGCGACGAGCUCCGGUAUGUCGCUGGUGCUCGCCAUUCCGCCCCUGAAGAAGCGCAGCUUUCGGCGUUGGAUGCGUGAGUUGCUGCACCUGCCGAUUCCCCCGUCCACCGAAACGCGUCAGCUGCCGUUUGGGUACCUCCCCGGCGAGUGGGCCCCCGUCGGCUACCCCGGCAACGCUGUGAACAACCGCCGCUACACCCUCUUCACGUUUCUUCCGCUGGCGCUCGUGCACCAGUUCCAAAGUGUGUUUAAUUUGUUCUACCUCUUUCUCGCGUUCUCGCAGUUCAUCACGGUGCUCAAAGUUGGCUUCCUCUUCACGUACUUCUCCCCGCUCGUGAUGGUUGUGUGCCUGUCGCUGCUGAAGGACGCACUGGAUGAGUGGAAGCGUUUUCGCCGCGAUCACGUCGCAAACGUGGAGGUGUACGAAAAGCUCACCCGUGGAGGCGAAAUCUUGCCGGUGAAGUCGGCCGACAUCCACGUCGGAGACCUUCUCCUCUUGCACCAUGAUCAACGUGUCCCGGCCGACUGCGUCGUUCUCCACACGUCGGAGAAGACGGGCACCACAUUCAUCCGAACCGAUCAGCUGGAUGGUGAGACGGACUGGAAGCUGCGGUAUCCUCUGCGCACCACGAGAGGCCUGUCCUACGCGCUGCUAAGCCGGCUGCGGUUCAACCUCAGCUGUGACGUACCCCUCAAGGACAUCUACAGUUUUGCCGGCACGUUAGACACCGCGAAUGGGCAGACGGAGUCCAUGACGAUGGAGAAUGUGCUCUGGACCUCCUGUGUGGUGGCCACGGGCACCGUAGUGGCCGCGGUGGUCUACACCGGCCGCGAAACACGCAGCGCGCUGAACUCCACAAAUCCUCGCAACAAGUCCGGCCUUAUCGAAAGCGAGCUCAACUGGCUUGCUGUGUUGUGCUUCUCCUUGCUGCUGCUCCUCUCCCUUUUGCUGGUGGCGCAGCAGGAGUUCCGCGGUGAUGCGCCCGUGAUGUUUAUUCGCUUCUUUAUUCUGCUCUCUGCGAUUAUUCCCAUUUCGAUGCGCGUAAACGUCGAUGUGGGUCGGCUGUGGUACUCCUACGACAUGUCCCACGACGACAAAAUCCCCGGCACGGUGGCACGCAACACCGACCUGCCCGAGGAGCUGGGACGGCUGCGUUACCUCUUCUCCGACAAGACCGGCACCUUGACAAAGAACAAGAUGGAGUUCCGCGUCAUGCAGGUGGGACCCGACACGGUGCUAUCGGACCGCGACACAGACCGCCUGUCCUUCGCAGCGCAGGAAUUCUUUGGCGCGACCGCGGCAGAGAACAACGACGGCCGUCACCCGCCCCCUUCACCUCCGACGGCGGGUGCCGCUGCCUACGGCUCGAAUCGGUUUGGCGGUGGCACCAAUGCGAAGCAGUGGGCUCGCGACGUGCAGACCGUGGGGGAGCUGAUUAAAACGAUCGUUCUGUGCCACAACGUGAGUCCCGUGCUGGAGGAGGAGUUUGUGGAUCUGGCCGGCGACAUCGACGGCGCACCUGCCACCACCACGUCAUUGUCCUCCCCUCCGCCGCCGCGGGUGAUGAACGACGCCCCAUUGGACUAUCAAGCGUCGUCGCCAGAUGAAGUCGCCCUCGUCAAGUUCUGCUGUUCUCUCGGGGUCGUUCUCACCCACCGCGACCUCACCAGCAUGGCGUUUACGGUGGGUGCGGCGGCCCAGCUGCACACCUGCGCAAUCGUCAAAAUGUUUCCCUUCUCGUCGGAGCGCAAGUGCAUGGGAAUCAUUCUACGCGAGCGGAACAGCAGCACCAACAACAACGGAGGUGGGCAGGAGAGCAUCAAGUUCUACAUGAAGGGUGCUGAUAUGAAGAUGGCCUCUGUCGUGCGGCAGUCUGAGUGGCUGGAGGAGUGCUGCCAGGAGCUGGCGCAGAUGGGUCUGCGCACGCUGGUCUUUGCGAGUCGCGUGCUGAGUGAAGAGCUGCUGGCUCGCUUUUUGCACGAGUACGAGGCCGCCAUGGGCGUUCUCGGCGAGGGCCGCACUGACGCGAUCGAGUCGUCGAUGCGCCUGAUAGAAACGGACAUGACGCUUGUCGGGGUUACCGGGGUGGAGGACGAGCUGCAGGACGACGUCGCUGUCUGCCUGGAGUCACUGGGCAUGUGCGGCAUCAAAGUGUGGAUGCUCACCGGCGACAAGGUGGAGACUGCCACGACGAUCGGCCGCUCCACUCGACUCAUCCCACGGCACUGCCGCGUCGAGUACUUGUGCGGGAUGUCGCCGCCUGACAUCGGCCGACGUCUGCACGAGCUGCGCGAGGAGUUCCGCUGGGGCGUGACGGGGGGCGGGGUGGUGCCACGGUGGGUCCUCGUGCUGGAUGGCAACGCCCUGGCCUACUGCCUCACCUACGCCCCGUUCUUUGCUGAGGUGGCCCGGACGGCGUACUCGGUGAUCGUUGCGCGGUGCUCGCCGACGCAGAAGGCGGCCGCAGUGAAGAUGAUGCGCGACUGCGAUCGCCAAGUACGCGUGGCGGCCAUCGGCGACGGCGGCAACGAUGUUUCAAUGAUUCAGGCGGCAAACGUUGGCAUCGGCAUUGAAGGCGUGGAGGGCAAGCAGGCCAGCAUGGCGGCCGACUUCUCGAUCACGAAGUUUUCGCACUGUCUGCGGCUCAUCAUGUGGCAUGGACGCAACUCCUACCGCCGCACCUGCCGCCUCAGUCAGUUCAUCAUGCACCGCGGCAUUGUGUACUCGAUUGUGCAGACCGUCUUCUCUGUACUGUUUGCCGGCACCACCAUGUCCGUCUUCAACGGAUACCUGCUGAUGGGCUACUCGACCGUGUUCACCAUGGCGCCCGCCUUUGCCCUCGUGCUGGAUGAGGACUUCAAGGAAUCCGACGUGCACGAGUACCCGUUUCUGUACAAGGAUCUGCUCAAAUCGCGCUCCAUGAAUGUCCGCACUUUUUUGCAGUGGGUGUGGGCAUCGUUUUUUCAAGGUGGCGUCAUGAUGCUCGUCGCGCUGCAGCUCUUCAGCGACGAGAUGUUUCAGAUCGUCACCAUCGCCUACACGUCUCUCUUGAUCACGGAGCUCGUCAUCAUCGGGGCAACAGUGCACCUAGGCAUUCUCUGGCGCGAGCGUCGUCGCCGCUUCUUCCUCUUCCUCGGCGCCGAGGUGUUCUCGUUGUUGGUGUUUUUCCUCGCCGCCCUCGUGCUGCCCGACACCUUCGAUCGGGACUUCUUCUUUUCGUGGAGCUGCUGGUGGCGUGUGGCGGUGAUAUGUCUCGCGAGCAUAGGUCCGCUGAUGGUGUUUCAGCUCAUUGGUAAGUUCAUCCUGUUCAACCCCCGCGUCGCCGUGUCUUUCUUUGGUCGUCGAUGA